AUAUAGAAUUUUGAUCUGACCGUCACCGUUGACAACAACAACGCCGAGAAAGAAAAAAUAUUGGGAAACUUCACAGCUAGCUGUAAAUAAAGAAGAAAAACUUUGGAUUUUGUGCUAUUAAAAUGCCUGAAAACACUGUUGUGACGGUUAGGUAUGGGCCAUAUCACGCUUGUGGAGUAACAGCUCACAGAGCACAAAGACUGAGUGGUUUACGAGCCCUUCUUGAGGAGAACGGUCACACUGUGGAGUUGGAAGAGAUCAAAGACUGGAAUGUUAUUGAGUUAAUCGUGAAUGGAGAACAGGUUUACAAUUGUGAUAUCCUGGAACUUGAUUAUGGAGGAGACGGAAAGCUAGAUGAUCACUGCCACAAAGCCCUGGAAGCAGUUCAGAAAGCCUACUAAAUACCAGAGGAAAAUAUUUAUUUAAAAAAAUCGUAAAUGGACCUCAUUUUGUGAUGGAAAUCAUGUGCUCUUCUCCGGGAAAUGUGAGCUUUACUCGUACUCCCCCACUCUACUCAGUUUGAAAAUCAUUGAGGACGUGAUGAAACAUUAUUACAUCAUGCAAGUCAACAAGGACAUCCCAAGAGCAUUUUAUGUAAUAUUAUACCUGUAAUUUAAGAUUAAAAGUUGUUUAUUAUGUAAAUAAAUUUUGUGUACAUCAUUUUUGUAAAAUUGUCUAUUUUCUAUAAAGUUGUGUAUUGAAAAUGUUUUAAAAAAAGGUGGAGAGUGAGUUCUAAAAGAAUUUCACCUACAUGGCGCAUCUGGCCCCCCUCUGCUUUGUCUUUAAAAUUUAGUUCUUUUAAACUUAUCUUUUAAAUGGCCUUAAAUUGCUAUCACACAAUUCUUCCCCCCCCCCCCCGUCUUAACAUCCUGUUAAUGCUUGGCAUAGGUUAUAUAGAUAAUAUGGUGAGAGAGAACUUUUUUUAUCUCCGUGAAGUGACCUUUGACCUGGCAUAUGUGGGUCCGAGCAUGGCACAGCUGUCUCUCUCUACUAGCUAUGGCCCUAUGCAUCUAUUUUUAAUUUAACUUUACAGUUCUAUUUAAAACGUCAUUGCAAUUCUAAAAAUAUGCAAAUUUAUUUUCCUUCCUCCAGUAGCAGAAUCUGGUCAGAUAGUAAACACAGACCUCACAAAAUUUGUAACGUAAUCCAUACCUCAUAUCUAGAAGAAUUAUAUCGAAAUUGUUGACAUUUUUAUAUUUUUCUUUUCCACAAGAAGUUCAGUGUUUAGAACUUUUGAAUACUGAUGAUAACCCAAUUUAUCAUUAUAAGCGUUGGAAAGUAACAAAUAUAUAUCUUGUGAAAGCAUAAUUUCAUUGUUGCUUUAGCGAUUUUCAAACUUAUCGGUAUAUUUUAUUAAUAAAGUAUUAUAAGAAAUUGAA
Molecule: messenger RNA, 1379 nt
Organism: Strongylocentrotus purpuratus (purple sea urchin)
Lineage: Eukaryota; Metazoa; Echinodermata; Echinoidea; Camarodonta; Strongylocentrotidae
Product: UPF0728 protein-like
Exons: 3
Coding region: 123-401 (92 amino acids)
Source: RefSeq, a predicted model, not a curated record